Messenger RNA from Antechinus flavipes (yellow-footed antechinus), 1249 nucleotides. It is a transcript of the gene HSD11B1, whose product is annotated as hydroxysteroid 11-beta dehydrogenase 1. Gene Ontology annotation, molecular function: steroid binding; 11-beta-hydroxysteroid dehydrogenase (NADP+) activity. Gene Ontology annotation, cellular component: intracellular membrane-bounded organelle; endoplasmic reticulum membrane. The record is from RefSeq and is a predicted model, not a curated record. Lineage: Eukaryota; Metazoa; Chordata; Mammalia; Dasyuromorphia; Dasyuridae. Gene Ontology annotation, biological process: steroid catabolic process. The transcript has 6 exons.
UAAAAAAAAAAAAAAGUGGAUUCAAAUGAAUUCUAGUGCCCUGAACAGCCAAGUAGUAGGAGAUUCUGAAAAAGCUCAGAAAUCUGUGACUAUACACAAGUCAGGCUAUUUCAUUUGUUUCCUGGUAAGUAUCCAAGGACUUUGUGAUGGGUCAAAUUCAAAAUCUAACAACAGCAAUUGUUUUUUAGGUGAUGGAGUUAACAAAAUAAGUUUUUGUAUUAUAUCAGCAUGUCUUUCUGCAGUUUUGCAAUUAAAAAUUGCUUCCAGAGUAUUCUCAGUAUUCAGAGCUGUCCUGUGUCAUACUUCCUUCUUGAUGGCUCUACUGAAAACGAUCUUCCUCCCUGCCUUGGGACUCUUGUUGGCAUACUAUUUCUACCCAACCACCAACAACUUCAGAUCCGAGAUGCUCCAAGGGAAAAGGGUGAUUGUUACUGGUGCCAGCACAGGUAUUGGAGAACAAAUAGCCUAUCACCUGGCACGGAUGGGAGCCCACUUGGUGGUGACAGCACGGACUGAGGCAAAGCUGAAGAAGGUCGUCACUGAAUGUUUGAAACUAGGAGCAGCCUCGGCACACUUCAUUUCUGGGACCAUGGAAGACUUAGUUUUUGCAGAGCAAGUAGUUACCAAGGCAGGAAAGUUGAUGGGAGGACUGGACAUGCUCAUCCUCAACCACAUUAGAGGAGGCAUUUUGGAUUAUUUUAAUGGUGAUAUUGCGCACUUCCGUAAAUCAAUGGAUAUCAACUUCUUUAGUUAUAUAACCAUGACAUCAGCUGCCCUGCCCAUGCUGAAACACACUAAUGGAAGCAUUGUGGUGGUCUCCUCAUUAGCAGGUAAAAUAAGUAUGCCACUUCUUGCUGGCUACUCAGCAACUAAGUUUGCUCUAGAUGGAUUCUAUUCUUCACUGCGAAAAGAAUUACAAAUGAUGAAUGUCAACAUAUCCAUCACACUCUGCAUCCUUGGCUUCAUAGACACAGAUAAUGCUGUAAAAGCUGUGUCUGAGAUUGUGGAAAAUAUAAUUCCAGCUCCAAAGGAGGAAUGCGCACUGAAAAUCAUCGAAGGGGGAGUUUUACGUCAGAAAGAAAUAGCUUACCCAUUAUUUGUCAAAUUAUCACUGUGGAAUCCAACCCGGAUGAUAUUGGAAUAUAUUUCUUUCUCAAAUAUCAAAAUAGACAAAUUAAAUAGGGAGCUUUUCAUGAAGCAAAAUCCCUAAUAUAAAAGAGUAGAUUCUAGAACUCUUUUAGUGACUUAG